GGCUCAGUAAAGCAGAGGCAGCGGGGGAAGAUGGCGGCGGCUGUUCCGCAGCGGGCCUGGACCGUGGAGCAGCUGCGCAGCGAGCAGUUACCCAAGAAGGACAUUAUCAAGUUUCUGCAGGAUCAUGGUUCAGAUUCGGUACCGGAGUUUCUUGCAGAACAUAAAUUACUAGGAAACAUUAAAAAUGUGGCCAAGACAGCUAACAAGGACCAUUUGGUUACAGCCUAUAACCAUCUUUUUGAAAGUAAGCGUUUCAAGGGUACUGAAAGCAUAAGUAAAGUGUCCGAGCAGGUGAAAAAUGUGAAGCUUAAUGAAGAUAAACCCAAAGAAACCAAGUCUGAAGAGACUCCGGAUGAGGGUCCACCAAAAUAUACAAAAUCUGUUCUUAAAAAAGGAGAUAAAACCAACUUUCCUAAAAAGGGAGAUGUUGUUCACUGCUGGUAUACAGGAACACUACAGGACGGGACUGUUUUUGAUACUAAUAUUCAAACCAGUUCAAAGAAGAAGAAAAAUGCCAAGCCUUUAAGCUUUAAGGUUGGAAUAGGCAAAGUUAUCAGAGGAUGGGAUGAAGCACUCUUGACUAUGAGUAAAGGAGAAAAGGCUCGACUGGAGAUUGAACCAGAAUGGGCUUAUGGAAAGAAAGGACAGCCUGAUGCCAAAAUUCCACCAAAUGCAAAACUUAUUUUUGAAGUGGAAUUAGUGGAUAUUGACUGAAACAGUAAUGCUUCAGAUCUAAAGACAUCAGCAACAAUAAAACGUAGCCUUGAAGGAAACAUAAGUAUCUAAUUAGAGCUGGUUACUAUUAAAGGGAAGAGUCAACUGGAAAAUUCAAGAAGUUAGAACUUGUUUACUUGAUCCCCAACUUUUAAGAAAUGUAAUCUGUUAAUAAACCCUUGCAGUUUAAAAUAUUUUACUACAGCUGUGUAAAACAUUGGGUAAAGAGAACUGAUUUUCCUUGUAUGUCAUGUUGUAAACUAAAAGGCUCAAUAAAAAUGUAUCCAAUGUCUUGA
Vicugna pacos (alpaca) is the source of this 1010-nucleotide messenger RNA. Lineage: Eukaryota; Metazoa; Chordata; Mammalia; Artiodactyla; Camelidae. The record is from RefSeq and is a predicted model, not a curated record.